CCAGCUCGCUCCAUCCCCGAGCUCGAGGAAGAACUUUUUCGCUCACAAGACCUCAAAACUGGAGACACGCCACUUCUGUACGCCACUCGUCGCGGAGACAUCUCCAUGAUGCAAAUAUUGCUGGAAAAAAUGCCACCCAACUUGGUAGCUGUCCCUGACAAUCACUCUAGAACUGUGCUGCAUUUGCUAGCACGCUGGACCCUGGAGGGUGAAAUGGCGGAUUUGCUUGAUGAAGCGCAUAAAAAAGAGGUACUCAAGAACAGUAGAUCUUCUAUGAACAUCAAGGGGAGAACUCCAUUGGACGAGGAUGAUGAAGAAAAAGACCUUUUCCAUAACAUCGAUUCUGAAGGUCCUCCGACAUUACCAACACCAGAACAGAUGCUGUCUGCCUCACAAAUGGUUGGACGAGACGCCGAGAAGGCUUACGAAGUGCAAGGACCACAGACACAAGAACGAGGAGUAUCAUCAUCAACACCAGCCAAAGCUACACCUAUGCUGACGUUCACAUCGAGUGAAAUCCUUAUGCCACGUUCGCAGGAACAGACUCCUGCUAUGAUUACGCCAGUGUCUUCGUCCGAUCAGGUGGCAAAGAUGGGGUCGUUGAAGCACAACACCUCCACUGCUACCGCCAGCACUUGGUGGAGUGCCGGGACAACUAAAGGUGGUGCGUUUACCAGUCCCAGCAAGAGUAUACGGCCCGCUUAUAAUCUCACUUCCUCACACGAUAGUCUCGCAUCCUCGGUCAACCAUGCUUCGUCUUUGGACAGUGCUUACUCCACUCCACCUGCUCUAGACAUCGACUCGCCUCCCGUUACUCCACCUGUGCUGUAUUUCAACACGAUGCAGCAAGACCAAUGUAGACAAGGAGGCGAUCGUCAUGGUUCACCAACACCUCCACCUGCAGCACCCUACUUGUUGCAUGAUCGAGUGCAAGAACCAGAAAUGCAUGAUCAGCGAGAUGAAGAUGAAGACUCUUUCCGGCUGCCUCCAGCUGCUUCCUUUAUAACAACAACCAACACAGUGCUGCAUAAUAAUCAAGUAGUAGAACAAGAAGACGACACCACUCCUUCUCCUAAUCCUAGUAUCGAAGUUGAUGUCGACAAGAUUUUAGCAGACCAUCGACUCGCUUUGCAGAAGUGGCAUACAAAUCGCG
Molecule: messenger RNA, 1153 nt
Organism: Amoebophrya sp. A25
Lineage: Eukaryota; Dinophyceae; Syndiniales; Amoebophryaceae
Source: the annotation of a GenBank genome assembly